This is a messenger RNA of Haemonchus placei, 411 nucleotides long. Lineage: Eukaryota; Metazoa; Nematoda; Chromadorea; Rhabditida; Trichostrongylidae. The record is from the annotation of a GenBank genome assembly.
CUGACCGAAUCUGGGAUCGCUGCCCCUUCACCACGAUCCUAUGUGUAUCCCGAGAAAAAUUACCCAUUGAGAGAAUGCUUCUACAAUCCUUCCGGUUAUGCUUGUUGUAAUCGAACUCUCAACGAUGAGAUUGUUCGAACAUUUGAGCCGGGCUUCAAUCUGUGCAAUACUCAGAAGAUUGCCAACGCAUUGCAAACAAAUGCUGCUCGUAGGUUCAAAGUGCAGUUUGAAGCUAUUGUUGGUCUGGCCGACUACGCCCAGCGUGUGAACUUUGGUGGAGAUCUGGUAUGCAAAGUGGAACUUGCAGGAAGGUACAUGCUCGUCUACGCAACUCCCACACGUGGUGGUAAUAGGGUGAAACGCGAUCUGAGCGGUACGGUAGUCGUGGACGAGAGUACUAUGGCUCUUUGA